UGGGAGCCGAAGCGGGUACCAGAUCGUCGGGCGGCGGUGGGGAGCUCCGGCGGUGUUGCGGUGCCGGCGGUGCGGCGGCGGAGAUGUGCGCUGAGGGGAGGUGCUGGGGCCGGCGGCAGCGAGUGCUGCUCUGGGGCGUCCUGCUGGCGACCUGGGAGGCGGCGUGGGGGCAGCUGCGCUACUCGGUGCCCGAGGAGAUGCCCAAGGGCUCGUUCGUGGGCGACGUGGCCAAAGACCUGGGGUUGCAGACGCCGGCGCUCAGCCACCGCGACACCCACGUUUUUGACACAGGUAGGACACGGUACUUUUUUCUGGACUUGCAGAACGGCCACUUAUCUAUGAUGGAGCAGGUGGACAGAGAAGAGAUAUGUGCAGCUGUUCCUAAAUGCGUCCUAAAUUUUGAAAUUCUUGUAAAGCAGCCAAUGAACGUUUACAAAGGGGAGGUAGAAAUACUGGAUAUUAAUGAUAAUGCUCCCAGUUUCCCAGAAAGAAGCAGUGUCUUAGAAAUCAUCGAGUAUACUGCACCAGGCGCACGUUUCCCAUUGGAGAAAGCUCAUGAUCCCGACAUAGGAGUGAACUCUUUACAGAAUUAUGAAUGUAGCAAGAGCAGCUAUUUCACCUUGGACGUGAAAAACGGAGAUGACGAUGUGAAAUAUCCAGAAUUAAUAUUGGUGAAAUCUUUGGAUCGGGAAGAGCAGGCUGUUCAUAAUUUGAUCCUAACAGCCACAGACGGCGGGAGUCCGGUGAAAUCGGGAUCGACAACAAUACAAAUAGUUGUGUUAGAUGGAAAUGACAAUGCUCCAGAAUUUACUCAGUCUGUGUAUAAGGUGACCGUGAGAGAAGACGUGGCCGUGGGAAGUCGGGUGUUACAGGUGACAGCGUCUGACAGAGACGAGGGGUCAAACGCUGAGGUGAAAUAUUCGUUCUUUAAAAUCCCAGAGAAGUUCAACAAAACUUUUAAACUAGAUCCUGAAAGUGGGGAAAUUGAAAUAACAGAGAAGUUGAGUUUCGAAGAACAGGAGUAUUACGAAUUGGUUGUGCAAGCACGGGAUGCGGGUGGACUUGCUUCCCACUGCAAGGUACACAUCAAGGUCGCGGAUGUGAACAAUUACUCUCCUGAGAUUGUCAUUAUGUCCGUGUUCAGUCCGGUUCCAGAAGAUACACCGCUGGGAACAGUAAUCGCCAUUUUCAGCGUUCAAGACAGGGACUCCGGGGCCAACGGCGAGGUGCAGUGCAGCAUCACAGAAAACCUCCCAUUCCGCCUAGAGAAAUCAUUCGAUAAUUACUACCGCGUGGUGACUGCAGAGCUGCUGGACCGGGAGCAGGAGUCGGAGUACAACGUGACGGUGCGG
This is a messenger RNA of Corapipo altera (White-ruffed manakin), 1352 nucleotides long. RefSeq names its product protocadherin gamma-A7-like. Lineage: Eukaryota; Metazoa; Chordata; Aves; Passeriformes; Pipridae. The annotation marks the transcript as partial. Gene Ontology annotation, cellular component: plasma membrane. The transcript has a single exon. Gene Ontology annotation, biological process: homophilic cell-cell adhesion. The record is from RefSeq and is a predicted model, not a curated record. Gene Ontology annotation, molecular function: calcium ion binding.